This is a messenger RNA of Nerophis lumbriciformis (worm pipefish), 1765 nucleotides long. RefSeq lists its product as uncharacterized. The record is from RefSeq and is a predicted model, not a curated record. Lineage: Eukaryota; Metazoa; Chordata; Actinopteri; Syngnathiformes; Syngnathidae.
UCUGCUGCCUCGCGUGUGUAAGUGGGAGUAAGCAGCCUCCUUAGUGCGUGUUCACUGGACUGAGCUCGAACUCACCACGCCUUCUUCUUCCUCUUUCCACUCGAUCACCUCUCCCCGGAACAUCGCGUCCUUUGUGCGGGCACAAUGACGGCCAAGCACCGGAAGGGGAAAAGCAACCAGAAACAUGAAGAAGACAAUUUAAAGACUGAAGUGGCCGACUCUGAAGUCCGCGCUGGAGGGAAUAGCUCCACGCUGGUGUUCUUGUUAUGUCUCGUCGUUGUGCUGGGCGGCUCCAUUGGGUCUUGGUUCUGCUACCAGCAGCACCUGACUUUAAGCCGCCUGACAGACUCCUUCACGGGCAUGCAGAUGAAAGUGGCCAAGCUGCAGUCACAGGAGAGCCUGCGACAGACGAGCGAUAAGGUGCAUGUUUCAGAUGGUCUAGAAAGUCGCCUCAAUGCCUUGGAAGAGUCAUACGCACAGGCCCAAAAACAGGUGGCCGAGGCCUUGGCUACCGCAGAGCAGCUCAAGACAUCAGACCUCCCAGCUCAGGUGCUGUCGCUCCACACCGAGAUGAAAUCCCGCCUGGCUGACAUCCAGCAGACCGCUGUGUCUGCAGAGCAGCUGAGCCAGCUGCAGGUGGCGCUACAGGAGAAGACCGAGCAGUUUAAAGGGGUCAGGCUUCAGUUGGAGGGCCUAUCUCAACAAGUCCAAGCUGUUACAGGGCGCCUGGAGGAAGCAGAUGCCAAGCUGGAUGAGGUUGCUCCUUUGAAAGACACCCUGAAGGAGCAGGCUGCACAGCUACUUGACCUGAAGUUGCAGCUGGGCUCCUACCAGACUCAGCUGGAGGCCAACACAGCAGAGAUGGUGAUUCUUAGAGAAUUGCUGCCGAAUGAACACUCUGAGCUGGUGGACAUGAAGGAGCAGAUCAAUGCAGUUCGAAUCAGCAUUCAAGAUCAGAAAUUGGCCGCCCAAACCCUUCACAUAGAACUCAGGGCUCAGCUCGACAACCUACAGAGACAGGUCACACAGAUGGUGGGCAAUGAUUACGCUACAUCGGAACAAACAGAGGAAGAACAAGCUCCGUUGGUUGUAGAAGAGGCUAUAGAGGAGUUGGAGUCAAACCUUGUGGAUGCACAGCCUGAGUCCGAUGAGCCAAGUGACCAAGCACUUCCUUCUCCAGAAAUGGUAGAAACUGACGCAUCACACGCAGAAGAGGAGGAGCCAACCGUGGAAGAACUGGUUGAUGAGGAUGACAAGGGGCUAGCAAAGGAGGUGGCUGUAGAAGGUAGAAAUGUUGGUCAAAUAGAGGAGGAUGAGGGGAUAUUUGAAGCUGAAGAAGAUGAGGUUGACUAUCCAGAGGAACUAUAAGAAGAACAUACUAUGAAAGUGGGUGUCACCAGUGGGGGAUUGUCUAUGCAUCCAUCAAGAAGAACUCCCUCAGACUAAAGUGGCGGUUUGACAAAUCUAGAAGUGUCAGUGCUCGCUACCUUUGCAGGGUACAUCAUGUGACACAGGGGCUCUUUGAAAGACAGAUGAUGUCAUUACCAGAUUUCAGAUCUGUCAACCUCCUAAGCCUUAUUCUGUCUUUUGAGUGAGUAUUUCUUACUGCUUGAAAAUAUUGGGUCGUGCAUUAUACUUUACUUUUAAACUAAACACAUUUGCUGAUGAACUUGAAGCCAUUGGGGUGUUGUCUCGGUGGCAUUAAAAUGUUUUCCUUUUCUAUGCUUUGUAUGUGAUCUUAAAUAAAAUGAUCGCAUAAAGUACA